Hippocampus zosterae (dwarf seahorse) is the source of this 2413-nucleotide messenger RNA. It is a transcript of the gene c1ql1l2, whose product is annotated as C1q-related factor. The record is from RefSeq and is a predicted model, not a curated record. Gene Ontology annotation, molecular function: protein binding. Bases 459 to 1247 code for a protein of 262 amino acids. NCBI's taxonomy places the organism in Eukaryota, Metazoa, Chordata, Actinopteri, Syngnathiformes, Syngnathidae. The transcript has 2 exons.
AAACUCACCACACACACACACGCAACACACAUACAUCUGGCGGUCGCAACACUCACUCACUCUCUCUCUCCCUCUCCCUUCUUCCCUCCCUCCAUCCCUGCGGACUCCCUCUCACAUCCUUCUGUCUUGCGCUCACAAGUCAGAGAGUGUUUAGGAAGUGCUCGCCGACCGUGUGGCUCAGUGCGCGCCGGCUCCCUCCAAGUGGUUUGUGCGUGCGCCGCCACGGACCGAGCGCAGCCGGGAGCUCCGUACCAAGUGUAUGUGGGUCUCCGCCUCGCGCGCCCGCCGCUCCACCCAUCGCGCCCCUCCUCAGGAUCCGCGGGUCCUCUUCCUCGGCGACAGGCUCCCCACACCCAACGGUCACCAUUUCCGCCCCCGGGAGACCCACGCUGGCCGCUCAGCCCCUUCCCCGACUCAGCAUCGGGAGGAAGACCCUGGUGGCGGCCGCCGUGGGGGUUAUGCUGGUCCUGGUGCUGGUGGUGCUCAUCCCCGUGCUGGUCAGCUCCGUGGGUACGGACCCCAGCCACUAUGAGAUGCUGGGCACCUGUCGGAUGGUGUGCGACCCCUACCUGAACAAGGGAACCCCCAGUAGCAGCACCAGCUCGACGGGCUUGCAAGCGGAGGCGGAGGCGCUGAGCGACCCCGGCAUCGUCCCGCCGCCCUCCACGCUCCUGCAGGGCCCGCAAGGGAAGCCCGGCAGGCCGGGAAAGCCGGGGCCGCCCGGCCCGCCGGGUGAACCGGGGCCGCCCGGACCGGCGGGGCCUCCGGGAGACAGUCGGGACCAGGGAAGGACUGGGAUUUUGGGUCUGGGGGACAACGGAGCUAUCAGCACGGCCACCUACAGCACGGUACCUCGGGUGGCCUUCUACGCCGGCCUCAAGAACCCCCACGAGGGCUACGAGAUCCUCAAGUUUGACGACGUGGUCACCAACCUGGGCAACAACUAUGACGGCAUCGCCGGCAAGUUUGUGUGCAGCAUUCCGGGCACGUACUUCUUCAUCUAUCACGUGCUGAUGAGAGGCGGCGACGGCACCAGCAUGUGGGCCGACCUCUGCAAGAACGGACAGGUUCGCGCCAGUGCCAUCGCCCAAGAUGCAGACCAGAACUACGACUAUGCCUCUAACAGCGUCAUCCUCCACCUGGACGCCGGGGACGAGGUCUACAUCAAGCUGGACGGUGGCAAAGCGCACGGCGGCAACAACAACAAGUAUAGCACCUUCUCGGGCUUCAUCCUCUACGCGGACUGAGCGCACGUCACGGAGAAAAAGACAGUCCAGCUCGACUUAAGGAAAGAGUUGUGGGGUGGAGAGAAUGUGUGUUCAAGGCCUUCUAGUCCAACCCCCCCUGUCCCCCUAUCUUCCCCCACCCUCUUCCUUCCAUCAUCAUGAACAUCCAUCCGAGCGCUGCAAACCGAGGCCUAGACACACUGGCAAAGGGGCGAGAGUUGCAUCGGGUCGUGGGGGGUAGCUUCAGCGCCAAUGUGUCGGAAGCUCCUCACUAACGGGCGUCUGUUUCGAUCGUUUUCCUCCAUCCCUCUUCUCUCCCCCACAUCGCACAAUGCAGACUGUCGCACCUCUUCUCUCCACAGCCGACUCGAUUGAAAUCCGUAGUGUUGUUGCGUGCAAUUUAAACCUUAGAUUGGUGUGUUUUUCUUAUUUGAUGCGUAAUAAUCCACACCGAUUGACAGAAAGUGAAAAAAAAUAUAUAAAGAUAAUAUCCUCGUCCCUUGUGAAGAUAACCCCAAGAGAUGUUGUUAUGGAAGUGGCAGGUGACUCUGUGUUCAUACGAUAACAUUCAGCACCGUAACUCCCAACUGUAUGGAAAAUUACUCAUAUAUAGACCGCACCCCAUUUUCGUACACACGCGAGGCGACGUCCUGCUGCUGCUGCCAUCGCUAUCGGGGUUCAUCAAAGUGUCUUCUAGUACGUCCUAGUUUUGCUUAGAUCCUCUCUGCGCAAGCGAAGAAAACGCAGAUUCGUAGCUCAAGAGCAAACGCGAAGGAGCGUCUCGGCCGUCGCUGAUUGUUCACCAUUCAUUAGCCGCACCAGUCGCAGACAGACACGCGUGUUAAUAUUUACUCAACACGGCAGGCCGACCGCUCGCCCCAUGACGAUCGGACUGCAUGUGUGACUGUGUGUGUGUGUGCGUGUAUGUGUGUGUGGUGUGCACGCACACCCAUCAGACGUGCGUGCAUGCCAGCAUGUGGUGCGUCAUAGCUCCAUGCUCCUCUCCGCGAUCGUCCUCUGUGCUACAGCCAAUGAUAUUUUAUUUAGCAAGCCCAUGAUGAGAUUGUGCAACAGAGAAAGGAGAAAAAAAAAGCUUGUAUAUGAACUAUAUGACAUGUUUGUCUAUCUUAUCUUUUGGAAUUGUUGAAUACAUUGAAAUAAUAAAUGGGAUUUUUUUUUUUUUUUGA